Molecule: messenger RNA, 732 nt
Organism: Rhodotorula toruloides NP11
Lineage: Eukaryota; Fungi; Basidiomycota; Microbotryomycetes; Sporidiobolales; Sporidiobolaceae
Product: Chromo domain containing protein
Exons: 6
Coding region: 1-732 (243 amino acids)
Biological process (GO): chromatin organization; negative regulation of transcription by RNA polymerase II
Cellular component (GO): nucleus; pericentric heterochromatin
Molecular function (GO): chromatin binding
Source: RefSeq, a predicted model, not a curated record
AUGGCACGCAGCAAGUCCAAGAAGGUCGAGGAGGAAGAAGAGUACGAGGUCAACGAGAUUCUCGACCACAAGCGCAAGGGAAAGACGAUGACUUACUACGUCUCGUGGGUGGGAUACGACGAGGAAGACAACACCUGGGAGCCAGCCGCCAACUUCCACGCCCCGGACAAGAUCGAGGCGUAUUGGGACAGCUUGCCUGAGAGUAAGCAGGGUGAUCGGCCUAAGGGACUUGGGUCGGGUGGUGGGAAGCGUAAGAGGAAAGAGGAGGAGCAAGAGGACGAGGAGGACAACGACGAGGAGGCUGCUGUGAAGAAGGUCAAGAAGGAGAAGAAGAGCAAGAAGAGUGUGAAUGGGGGCGCUGCCAAGAAGAAGGUCAAGAAGGCGAAGGAGGAGCAGCCCGAGGAGGAGGAGGAGGGAGAGGACGAGCCGAUUGGGUUUGGAGAAGUCGACCCCGACCGCGAGCUUGUCGAGUACGACUCGGUCGAAAUCUUCUCCAAGGAGUCGUGGGAGAAGGAGGACGUCACGAUCGAGACGGUCGAGAGGGACGAAGACGGCAGCGUCAGGUGGAACGUCGUCUGGGAGGACGGGACCGCGAGCUGGAUCCCCGGCGAGAUCCUGCGGACCAAGUGCCCGCAGAAGAUCAUCACGUUCUACGAGGAACACCUCAAGUUCCGCGCGAGGAAGGACGAGGAGGAGGCGCAGGCCGGCGCAGAGGAAGAAGCAGAGAAUUGA